Messenger RNA from Yamadazyma tenuis ATCC 10573, 2336 nucleotides. The record is from RefSeq and is a predicted model, not a curated record. NCBI's taxonomy places the organism in Eukaryota, Fungi, Ascomycota, Pichiomycetes, Serinales, Debaryomycetaceae.
GUUAUCGUCUUGACUAUUCCAUGACAGAUACGAAAAAAAUGGCACUGGACUCCCCGGCACCGGCUGCUCCCGACCUUCUGUACCCCAAGACCGUGGGGGCGCUGGUACCGAAGGCAUCACCAACCACGUCGACCUCCACCAGAUUCUACAGCCUCAUUGAACGGGACAACGUCAAGAAGAUAAAGUCCAAAAGACUCCAGGAGGUUCUCCGUUUGGACCCGGUGGCAGACACAGAGGAGUUUAAGUUCCUCUGUAAGAUCUACUUGCCGAAGCGGUUCCAAUUGAACGGCGAUUCGGGGCAGCAGAUGAAACAGUUAUCAGCCGCCCUACCUACGUUUCUCCCUCACUCAAAUGAUACCACCAAUAUCUCAUAUCCCAAGCUCAACUUUGAGCUCCACAUGUUUCUUUCCAGUAUCAUGGUGAACUACGUGACCCUGUGGUACCUCAGGAAACUUAACACCGACAACAUGGAUUUUGUCCAAGUGGUGUAUUCAACACUAUGCGAGUUUAUACGAGAUUUUGCAAUGCGGUGUAGUAUCAUUUUGAACAGCGAAAACUUGUUGGACAGCAUCGACGACUGGAGUGCGAUUCUUAACGACCACAUUGAGGGCUUGGUUGGCGAAAACACUAUCAGGAUAGUGGAACAGCAGGGUGGUUUACCGGUGGUACUGGAACCCACUGGCGACCGGACAAUAAUCGAUCAGUAUCUAGCCAGUCAGCAUGUUAUAUUUGCAUCUGACGCAUCGAAACAGAAGUAUUUCCGUGUGCUAGUGAAGAACUUGCUUAGUACCACCUUCUCGUCGGCGGACGACAACCUUGGGCCUCUCAAUACCCAGAUAGGCAUGAACUUUGUGGAUAUCGUGGUGGCUGACUUGGUACUAGGUAAAAUCCUCAACAAGCUUAGCACGCCCGACUUCUGCCUAUCGGUGAUUCUGAGAAUAGUAGGGGCCGUUAAGGCCAAGCUUGACGAUAGACUCUCGAGUGUCAAAACAACAUCCCAACCGAAGUCGAUACGAGAGAAGAUCAAAAAUAGCUUUUCCAGGAGCUACAAAGACGUGGGGUACUUGACGUUCUGGAACGACGAAGGGGUUGAUACCGACCACAAUAUCCUUGAAAAUAGCGUGUUCCGCUUGCUCAAUACGUUGACAGGGUUCAGCGACCGCAAACCACUUUUUGCAGCCAUUGUGUCGACGGUUCGCAGUGUGAUCAUGUCGCACAGUGCGCUUUCCACCAAAGUCAAUAGAAUCUUCAAAAAGUACCUUUUCAAGGGCAUUGUUAAGUCCCGGUUGAUUCAUGACGAUACGUUGUCAAAGGUGAUCUCGAGCCUCCGAACCAGUGUUUUUAAUGACGACAAUCCCCCUGUGCCACAAGUGGAACUUUCGGCCACAACCAUCGCCAACGACAUCUACGACCUACUCACCCACAAGGCUCUUCCAGGCAACCUUUUUUCGUACUUCAAGUACAAGGGUGAGUCAAAGACCGACACCCUCCACUCAAUUGAGUGUACGCUCCGGGUGUUCAUGGCCCCUGUGGACUCAGAAACUAAUGUUCCCAGCACCCUCAACCAGUGGCUUUGGGUCAAAAUUAUCGACAAUUUGGUCGCGAAAAUGUAUCCUGAGUUAGUUGAAGAGACGCAAAUAUAAGCAACAACACCAUUUUUGCAAUGGAAUCAAUACACCUGCUAACGCGUGCGUUGAGCGAUAAGAACGUAUACAACUAUUUCACGACCCUCUGCCAGUUGCCGGUAGAGGAGACUUCAGAUCCCCAAAUCAUCAAACUCCUCAACACCCUCGAGCUCUUUGCAUUUGGAAACAUCCGCCACUACUGGCAAUACCGGGCCAACUUCAUCGAUUUGACCCGUGAGCAGGCAAUAAAACUUGUCAAGCUUAGCAUCUGGGAUGUGUUGAGCCAGGUGGCAGGAGGGACGAUUGCGAUGGAUACUAUCACCAAAGACCCUGGGUUGGUUGGAGCAUUGACACAAAUAGACGGCCACAAAGACGUGGAACUCGCGCUCGAAGUGCUUCUUCUUGAGAUGUGUGGCGAGAGUGUACGUACGGUAAUUGACGAGGUCAAUGGGACCAUCACCGUGGUGGAGGUGACCAAAUACCGUGAUGUCUACGAUUCUCGGCUCUAUGGGUUGAAAGUGCUCCAGCCGCAGGAUAUCAGGAGUUUGACAUAUCACAAGCAGCAGCUUGAACAGUGGCUUGGGACGAGCGUGUGGCAGGUCCAGGCGGAAUACGGGAAGGUGGUGGAGAAGAGUAAAAAACGUCGACAGCCAAGCGAAGUGUGAAGUGGACAAGUAGACAACGCUGACUAGGCAAGCGAGGCGGCGAGAU